CAGAUGUUCAAAGGAGCCACGCCGUCCACGGGUUCCCAGCGACAUCUGCCAGCUGCGGAGCGGCGGAGCGGGAUGGGCGCCCUGCUCCGGGAGAACGGGCUGUCCUACCUGGGCGAUCAGUGAAACGACUGGGAGGAAGCCUUUCUACAGUAUGGCCGGUGAAUAUAACGGCUGCCCGGUGAGGGACUGCAGCAUACUGUACUCCGGAGGCGGGGUUUGACCUCAUCGGCAGCCCCCGAAACAUCACUCACCCAGCAGCGACUCCGGAGCGCGGCGCAGCGCCUGUCCGCACAGCCCGUAAUAAAGCGACGCUAAGGACGCGAGUCCCGAAAACCUGCCGAUCAAUCGUCACAUCAUGCGGAUCGUCACUCAGGUCUAACUCGCUACGGCUCUGAAGUGAUUCAUGGAUCUCUGACUCAGACAUCAGAGAGAAAUUGCAGCGCAGCCUUGACUGAUUGUGUUGGCCGAGUCCGGAGGAGCGGCCGAAAGCAACUCGGCGAUAUUUCGAUCUGGCGCUCUUCCCGGGCAUUGCUAAUUUUCAACUCAGCAGUUUUGGGCAAAGGGUGACACGACGUUUUAGCCGGGAACCUCGUCCAAAACUCUCCUCCCGAAGUGAGUGAGAUUACGGCAUGCCAGGCGAUGUCCUUUAUUGACUGGCAGGGGACGGAUGAUUGAAAUGUGACCUCAUCAAAACACGCAGCAGAUCCAGGGCUAUCGAAGUAAAAUGCUCAAGGCUGCCAGGCCGAAGCCUGGACAUGACCCUCGCUGACACCCCCUGGUUCAGAGGGAUGCAGUGCAAUGUCUGUACAAGCCCACAGCCCCUUUCCUAUGUGGCUGGACACAGGAAGACGUGGGAGGGGGACCGACAUUUGGGAUGGAGCCUCUGGGUGACACACAGCCGUGGUCUUGAGCCCCGGAGCCGCCACCCAGACCUGCUGUAGCUAUUCUUGGCUGCUAAAGUUCACCGCCACCAGCAGACCUCGUGGCCCCUCCAGAGAGGGAGGGGUGGAUACUGGUAAUCUGUCACAAACCUUCCUUGGAUCCUCUUUGCUAAUGUCCCCCUCAACGCCCGGCCCAGACAUACCAACAGACCGGCCUGUUUGCGCCGGCCAUUGACUCUGCCCCCACCAGGGAUACUCUCUCAUGGCAUGGGUCAAGCUCUUCAAGAAGCCAGUGAGCGACAUCGGCAAAUCCUACCAGCCAGGAAGUAUGGUGUCUUUGGCUCUCACCAAGGGUCUGCUCAAUGAGCCUGGGCAGAACAGCUGCUUUCUCAACAGUGCUGUGCAGGUGUUAUGGCAGCUGGACAUCUUUAGGCGGAGUUUGAGACAACUCCCAGGACACUUCUGUCUUGGGGAUGCCUGCAUAUUUUGUGCGUUGAAGAGCAUCUUCACGCAGUUCCAGCACAGUCGGGAGAGGGCGCUCCCCUCGGACAACCUGCGCCAUGCCCUGGCUGAGACCUUCAAGGACGAGCGGCGCUUCCAGCUGGGCCUAAUGGACGACGCGGCCGAGUGCUUUGAGAACAUUCUUGAGAGGAUUCACUUACACAUCGUUUCUGACAUUGGAAUGGAAACCUGUACAUCAAAGUCCUGCAUCACGCAUCAGAAGUUUGCCAUGACUCUCUAUGAACAGUCCGUGUGCCGCAGCUGCGGGGCGUCCUCGGACCCGCUGCCGUUCACGGAGCUGGUGCACUACGUCUCUACCACAGCCCUCUGCCAGCAGGUGGAGUGUGUGCUGGAGAAGAGCGAGAGACUCCGGCCCGACACAUUUGGGGAGCUGCUCCAGGCGGCCAGCACCACCGGGGACCUCAGGAACUGCCCGAGCAACUGUGGACAGAGCAUCAGAAUCCGCCGUGUGCUGAUGAACUGCCCGGACAUCGUCACCAUCGGCUUCGUGUGGGACACCGAGCAGUCCGACCUGACGGAGGACGUCAUACGAUCACUGGGGCCUCAUCUGAGCCUCUGUGAACUUUUCUGGCGCGUGGCGGACGAGAACGGCAGGCGGACCGAGCUUCUCCUUGUGGGAAUGAUCUGCUACUCCAGUAGACACUACUGCGCCUUUGCCCACCACACCAAAACAUCCCGAUGGGUCUUCUUCGAUGACGCCACGGUGAAGGAGGUCGGCUCCAAGUGGAAAGACGUGGUUUCUAAAUGUAUCCGAGGUCACUUCCAGCCACUCCUUCUGUUCUAUGCCAACCCCGAAGGCGGAGCCGUCUCUACGGAGGACGCCCCCCGACAGACCACCCUCUGGUCCCACCGUAAACUCCCCGUCAAUGGAGAAGCUAUGGCGAAAGCUCCUCCCACUAGUCCCAAAAGAAAACUAAGGGAGGGUCCCAAGGAGUGUACUCAGAGGCCGGGGGAGGUACGGACGCCACACCCUCAGAGGAAGGAGCUCACAAGGGGGCCGAGAAGACUAGACUCCCUGGCCCAGCGAGAUGCCUUCUCCGAGAAGAUUCACCCCCGCUGCACCUCCCCCCCGGAGAAUGCGGGGCACCAGCAAGCCGGGCCCAGGUCACAUGGCAUUCAGGCCAAAGGGGCCCCUCGUCUUGAGAGGACACAGCACCAGGGCCAGCCCAGCGAGUCCCACAUCCACGGAGCACCUCCCGGUGGCCACGGCCGGAAGUGCGAGGGUGAGAAAGGCCACGCCCGGAGCCGACCCUGGAGGCCGGUGCGGGAGGUGCUGAAUGUGGACAGCGUGCUGAGCGAACUGGAGCGGCGCCAGCAGCAGCAGCACCGGCCACAGCGCCGGCUUCCCGGCCCGGCUGUGGUACACUGCGAGCGGGAGCGGCCCCGCGCCAAGGACGAGCGCCGGCCCAACUGCCUCAUGACCAUCUACGAGGACGAGCAGAGGCAGGAAACCGCAAGCCACAGCUCUCUGGAGUCGGAGAGCAGGACCGGUCAGGACAAGGAAGGCCCAGAAGGGAGGGCCAACCCCAAACUGCGGGGCAGUUCCUGGGCAAUCCAGCGCACCGAGUCCGGGUAUGAGAGCAGCGACAGGCUGAGCAGCGGCUCCACAAACCCCGACUCUCCGGGCGUGGAGAGCUUCACGCCCAAUGAGCUGGCUGGGGUCACUGAGGACCAGCCGCCAAGGGGCGGGGGCUGUCACAGCAGAGCAGAGCAAGCGAAGACGGACAUCCUGCCUUCUCCCACACUGCCUGGGGGACAUCAGAUGAAAACUAAAAGAACAGAUUGCCACCUUCAAGAUGCCCACGUCAGCCGGUUUAGUCCAAGUUUAAGGAGAAAGUCCAGUGUCUCUCCCAGGAGCCCAGAAAGGGCCAGUGGCUCCGGUGGUGAGUCUGCAUCUCUGGAUGUGACACCGCGUGAAGUGACAGACAGGAGCCCCCUGACGCAGCAGCUGUCCAAGACCAGCAGCUCGGAGUGGAACAGCUCGGACGAGCUGACGGGCCCGGCGUCCGAGCAGGAGGACAGCGCCUACCGCUCCAGCAACAGCGAGGCGGCGCCUCCAGAGUCGCCCCGUCCGAGCCCAGUGCCCUAUCGCACCUUCCGCCUCUGGCCUGGCGAGCAGAGCCAGCCUCACUGCUGGCUGGCAUCCUCGCCUCCGCUUCCUGGGCGGCGUAGCCGUCAGCAAGCCCCGUUUCCUGAGGACGGCCGGACAGGGUAUCGACCCAGGCUGCUGCAGGAGCCAUCGCAAACCAGCCCCCGUCCCCCGGCCAAAACCCCCCAGGUCCACUCGCACGCCGCACCGGAACCCGUCUCACGGCAACAACUCGCCGGGUUCACCGCACAGAAGUCCGUCUCCACGGCGACCUCGCCCGACCAGGAGAGGAUGGAAAUACCCGCGCUUUGCCGUGACCCUAAAGUCUCGCUCACCACCUAUUUUUCCGUGGACAACUGCAUGACGGACACGUACCGGCUACGGUACCACCGGAGGCCCCACUGGAAGCCCGCUGCUGACCCCGGGGGCCGCGACCGCGGUGACUCUGCUGACACCAGCCAUCCUGUUCCAGCAGAGACCGUUCUGUCCUCAAACCUACCUAUAGCUAAGCCUGAAACAGGCUUUUCUAUCAGCAAACCCACCAUAAAAUGGAACGCGGUGACCCCUAGAGGGCUGGAUGAGCAUGGCUUCUUGUGACGAGAAACACACUGACUGAGAUAAAGUCUUUCGCAUUCACGUUUCUCGGAGGCGUGGCGCGGAGAACCACGUGCCGAACUGGAGGCCAAAGGGGAUGAAAUAAAAGCUUUCUACGGUUUCGCGUAAUAGCGGACGACCUCUGCGGAGCUGCAGGUCGCGCGUGGAGCAGAACAUACAGCCCCUGCGGCAAGGUGUUACGUCAGGGGGAGGAGGGGGGAGAGGAGAGGCAAGGCACUUUGUUAUGCAUCUUUGGGUUUGUUACGUUUUCAACCAAAAAUGGAAAAAGCCAAGCUCAAGACGAUUUUUUUUUCUAAGCCUAGUAAACAAAACACUCUGGAUCAGGGCUAGCUGUGACUCGCGCUUUGUUUUUAAGGUUUACCCGCACUUUAAGCUGUCGUUUAAGUAACUAACAACAGAUAUUUGCUGUGUCAGUCACAGGAAGCAGUGAGAUUCUUCUCGAAGAGCCAUAAUGAGAUGAAUUAUUUGCAGGAUCUAGCUACACAUUACUAGAGGGUUAACGAAUUGUAUUGUAAAGUACUCCGGCUGGCGGGUCGUGGGGGAUUAAGCUAAACAGCCGAAAAUAAGCACAUUUUACCAUCGCCUUUGGGCGUUUCGUUUAAAGAGCUGCAAUGCAAGCAAACAGCAGUAACAACGGCAAAGUUUGACGAAAAGUACGCAGUCUCUAAAAUCUAUAUUCUUGUUGCGUAAUUCACACUCCUCAGGGAGUGGACAAUGGAAUGGUCAGCAUGAUCCCACUAAUGAUCCCUUUCUGUAUGCUCUCUGUUUUGGUUUCUCCUCAUUUCCCAGAGUAUUCUUGAAGUAUAGUAGAGCAUUAAGUUAUUUUUUUUCACACCCUAAUAAAAUAUACUGUAGUGUAAGGCUCUUCUCUGUAAAUGUAGGUCUUGCUUUUUGCAUAAACACAGAUUUUACUCAGUAUUCAGAAGGAUUUGCACAGAAAUCGAAGAUGCCAUAAUCUGUGUCCUAAAUAAGAAAGAGAAUUUGAAGUAUUUUCCAGGCUGGACUUUAAUGAAACGCUGCACCUUUUUUACUUUCUGUCAUUUGCGCUUUUGUGUUGCAUUAUAAAAAGUGCUCAGGCAUGAAUUCUCUUUAUCUCUUUUUUCUUAAAUAUGUACCUUGUACAUUAAAUAUCCUGUGCCUUUACUUUUUCCAUGUACAAUAAAUUAAAAUCUAAUUUGUACCAUAACUUGUAAAAUCAUGUACAUAUACUCGGAAAUGCUUUUAUAUUGUUUAUUUAUAUUGUUUGAUAAACUGAAUUUUAUUCAACAUGUAA
Molecule: messenger RNA, 5380 nt
Organism: Paramormyrops kingsleyae
Lineage: Eukaryota; Metazoa; Chordata; Actinopteri; Osteoglossiformes; Mormyridae
Gene: usp53b
Product: ubiquitin specific peptidase 53b
Biological process (GO): protein deubiquitination; response to auditory stimulus; sensory perception of sound
Cellular component (GO): cell-cell junction
Molecular function (GO): cysteine-type deubiquitinase activity
Source: RefSeq, a predicted model, not a curated record